Molecule: messenger RNA, 1257 nt
Organism: Botrytis deweyae
Lineage: Eukaryota; Fungi; Ascomycota; Leotiomycetes; Helotiales; Sclerotiniaceae
Exons: 2
Coding region: 1-696 (231 amino acids)
Source: RefSeq, a predicted model, not a curated record
AUGUUGUUUUCUAAUUUAUUUAUGAUGGCGGGAUUGGGGGCCGUUGUGUCUGCGAGGGCAGUUGAGAAGAAUGAACGAUCAUUUCAACGACCUAUAAUUGACCCCUCAUUACCUCGUCCAACUCCCUCCUCACCUCAAUCCUGCAUUUUUAUGCCAUCUCUCCCGAUGCCACCUGUCUCCUUCACAUCCACUCUACCCACAUCUCUUCAUCAUCACCUCCCGAAUGUCCUCCUCUCUCACUCAUUCUUCAACUCAAACCUACCAACUUCUUCUGGCUCCACCGCCCCGAUGAUCUCGACCCUUUCUCUCUCAGAAGUAACUGGCGAUGCUUCUCUUCAAGGGAUUUUCCUCGGCCUCGUCUACACUUCCAUCGACAAAUCCACCUCUGAGCCUCCUUUAGACUCUCUUCCCAAAUCUCCAGUAUCGAAACCAAAAGUAAAACCUCAUUGCCGUCCUCAAUUUCCCAAACCUAAAGUGGAUGAACAAGACGAUUUCGAUAAAUCAUGGGGCCAUAUUAAUAAUCACGAGAUUCGAUCGCCGAUUUUGUCAGUACCACAGUCAAGCCCGUCUACAGAGAUGAGAAGAUGUUUUACAGAGGCAGUGGAAGGAGUUAGGGAGAGUGGACUAGUGGAGGGGACGCUGAAGUUUCCUAAAGAGGGGGGUAAAUUACGAUUUUUGAUUUGGAGGGUCGAUUGAAUGGUAUAGGUUGGGUUGAGAAUAUUUCAAUCUGGUGGGGGGUUUUUUUUAUGAACAGAGGAUAUGGCGAAUGGAUUCGGGACUAGAGAAUCGAAUGUUAAAGGUGUUCAGGGCUGGAUUGGAGUUCGGGCAUUCAUGUUGUACUUUUCAUUUUGAUAUACAUGAUGUGUAUGAGACAAAAAGAGAUAAAGUAGGAUGGACAAUUUUGUGCGAUUAUCAAGCACCUCGAAUAACUGCUGGGAAAUGAAUUGCCUCAUGGGCUUUGCACAAACUCUUAUCAGGCAUACAGAUUGUUUCAAAGAAAGAUACAAAUGAAUUUCACAUUGUACCGCAAAGGGACAACAGUCCAAGCCCUCACUUCCAAUGAGUUUCCUUCAAUAGUUUACAAGUGAAUAUAUACAUGUGGUUAGUAACCGGCAGUACUUGUCUCGGUUCUCUUUUCUCAAGUUGAGAGAAAGUAGAAGGGUGUAGAUAGAUCAAAACGAACGAGGAAUACAUCAAUUUCUGAUUACACCGCCCAAUUGGAAUGGAUUUUUAGCAUUUACAGAUAAAGCCGCGAAG